Talaromyces rugulosus is the source of this 849-nucleotide messenger RNA. RefSeq lists its product as uncharacterized. Lineage: Eukaryota; Fungi; Ascomycota; Eurotiomycetes; Eurotiales; Trichocomaceae. Gene Ontology annotation, cellular component: membrane. The record is from RefSeq and is a predicted model, not a curated record. Bases 1 to 849 code for a protein of 282 amino acids. The transcript has 2 exons.
AUGCCUGAGUUGCAAACGUACAAAGGUUAUUAUCUUUGGCAUUACGUCCCAUCGAAGGCAGCGGCGGUUAUUUUUCUCUUGCUCUUCCUAGCGGCGACUGCAUAUCACUCCUGGAAAAUAUGGAAACUAAAGACUUAUUUAUGUAUUUGUUUUGCUAUUGGGGGUUUCUGCAUACUAACAAUACCAGUCGAGUUCGUAGGUUACUGUGCUCGAGCGUCAGCUUACGACAAGACCGGACGAAUGAUGCCCUUCUGCAUCCAAAAUGUCUUUAUACUACUCGGUCCAGCCCUUUUCGCUGCCUCGAUCUACAUGGUCUUGGGUCGAAUUAUUGUCGGAGUCAAGGGUGAAAGAUUUUCACUUAUACCCGUCCGCUUGUUAACUAAGCUCUUUGUUACCGGCGAUAUCUUGUCCUUUUUGAUCCAGGGUGGUGCCGCUGGCAUGAUGAUCUCCAGUGACCUUGCCAGCAUGGGAAAUAAGCUUGUUAUUUUUGGUCUAAUUGUCCAGGUCGUGUUCCUUGGGUUCUUCAUUGUCGCCAUGGUGAUAUUUCAGGUCCGAAUGCAUAGAAACCCAACGCCCGAGGCUUUCUCUGAAGAUUUACAAUGGAAGUCGCACCUCAAAACCCUAUACCUAGUCAGCCUGUUGAUCAUGAUCAGGUUUCUAUUCAGGGUUGCAGAGUACAUUAUGGGCAACGAUGGAUACCUGCUACAACAGGAGUGGCCAACUUAUAUAUUCGACGCAACUCUCAUGUGCAUGGUGAUGGUGAUAUUUGGGGUUAGGUUUCCCAGCGAUGUACACGCAUACUCCAGGCAUGAAAGAGUCAAAAUGAACGAGAUGGGGGGCAGGGUAUAG